AUGAUUCCUUGGAAUUUUCCAACCCGACACCAAAUAAUAAAAACCAUAACAAGAAUCAUACAACUCGCUGCAAAGAUUCCAUUGUUCGGUCAAAAUGAUGACCCUCCAGACUUCAUCACCCAAAUCGAAAACACAUUCAGAGAGGAUCGUAUGAAUACUUAUACUUAUCAAUCAAUCAUUGAAACAUCAAAUAAGGAUCAAGAUGAUUUAAUUAUAGAUUUACAGGGAUCGAAGAUCAUGGAGUGGCUUCUCGACAGAAAGAAGCUACCACAACACUGGAAGAGAAAUGCAGUGCACUUGAAAAAGUUGAUUGAUGAAGCAAUACGUACAUCGCCACCAACUAACGUCAAGCUACCAGAGUCACAUCGUCUUGAUGACGAUGAUGAAACUGUUGGUCACUCUGAUCGUUUGAACUACUUCAAGUGUCAGACGGUACUACAAGAUUGUUUGGAUGCACCGAACGGUUCCGCUAAAACUCUGUUUGGUGGUUACUCGAACAACGCCACCCAGAAGUGGAACGAUGUCAUCAAAGCCUAUCAAAAAGACUAUCUUUACAUCGGUGAAUCUUGUCAAACCUUUACACAAUCUAUAAACUAUGAUAUACCAAAUCUUAAAAAGAUUGUUGAGAAAUCAACUAGAUCAUUGGAGGAUUAUACUCGUAAGGAUCAAGAGUAUACAAAGUCAAGAUCAUCUGCACAAUCUGCUUUGAAGAAAGCAUGUCAAGAUCUUGGUAUAAAAGGUGAGAAGAUUAGAGAAGAAAUCGAAGAGUUACCAAAGAAUCUUGAAUCAAUCUUUGAUAGUGUCAUUAAUUUAGUGAAUAACGGUACUUUAUUAAAGAGUAUCAAUUUCUACCGAGAAGUUAUCAAUGCUACGAAUUGUGAGUUGAAUGGUGAAUUGCUAGCUUUGACAAACUUUUUGAUUCAACAUGGAAAUAUUACACUUGGUGAAAGAGAAGCAAUCUUGGAUCCAACCUAUAAAGUACCAAAAAGAGUGAAUACAACAGAGAGUGCACAACAACAGCAACAGCAGCAACAACCUCAAUUGAAUUUCGAUAUAGAUACUAAUGUUGGUGGUGCUGCUGCUGGUGGUAUUAAUUGGGAGAUCGACGAUCAACUCACUGCUAUUCAAGAACCAGCGGAGAUCAAGUGGGACGAAGAUUUCUCUGUGAUCGAUUCCUCCACUUCACAAGAUAUCGUCGAUGACUUCUCGAUGAUGGAUGCCAUUGAGAUCAUCGAUGAAUCAAACUCACCGGUAUUGUUGUCUGCCAGCGAUGCAUCGCAACAACAAAUAACAUUGGAUGGUGGUGACAACUCUGGUAGCGGUAAUACCAAAGUUAUUGACAAUCCAUUCGAAUCUAUACUUGGCGACAGAACUCUUAGAAACCAAUUCCUUGAUGAACUGUACGAGUUGGAGAUCUUCUUGAAACAUAGAUCCGUCGAGAUGGCUGCACCAGAGCAUGUAUUCGGUAUAGAUCAGAUCAACGUAGAAUCUACCAACUUGGAUCAAUGUAAACAGUAUUUGAAACAAGUCACAGAGAUCAUCACUCUUAUGACAAAUCAUAAGAUUAAACAUAUUUUAGAGAUAAAAUCAAGUAAAAAGUAUAUUGAUAGACUUGUAUUACAAUUCAAUCAAAAACAAGGAAAUAUUGCUAAAUAUACACAGAUGAUUGCAGAUUUGGAUUUAAAGAGAAAAGAAGUCAAUCAAACAUUGACUGAAUCACGUAAGAAAUUGGAUCAACUCAUAAAGGAUACAAGAGUUCUAAAGACAAAAUUGGAAGGUAUACUUGUAGAUGUUUUAGAUGGAAAGAAAGCAAAUCUAAUGAUACAAAAUGUAUUCUAA
Messenger RNA from Heterostelium album PN500, 1839 nucleotides. Its product is annotated as CDK5RAP3 family protein. Gene Ontology annotation, biological process: regulation of cyclin-dependent protein serine/threonine kinase activity; regulation of mitotic cell cycle. Gene Ontology annotation, cellular component: endomembrane system. Lineage: Eukaryota; Evosea; Eumycetozoa; Acytosteliales; Acytosteliaceae. The record is from RefSeq and is a predicted model, not a curated record. Bases 1 to 1839 code for a protein of 612 amino acids. The transcript is spliced from 7 exons.